AUGUCUAUAUCUAAUCUUUUCAUUUAUAUUUUUGUUUUAUUAAAUUUAAAUGAUUGGGAAAACUCUAAUAGCCCUGGUGAAUGGAUUAUUAAAAAGUCAAAAUUUAUAUUGCUAUCAAUUGUGAACCAGUACGUUAUGUUGAAUUUAAUUUUGAAGCUAAGAAAAUGUUCAACAUGGAGAUAUGUUAAUAAGAUUGAAUUUCUCACCAUACGAUAUAGAUUUUAUCGGAGAUUUACAAAAAACUAUGAUGUAAUGUACAGUAGUAUAAAAGAUGCAGUUUCCGAACCAGUCAUUACUCCUGAGGACCGUUUGAGAAAUUUUGAAGCACAUGAAUUAUUUUCAAUGUUUUUGAUGGAGCGCAAUGACAUUGCAUUUAAAAAGGCGAAAAAAUAG
Messenger RNA from Melanaphis sacchari, 393 nucleotides. RefSeq lists its product as uncharacterized. Bases 1 to 393 code for a protein of 130 amino acids. Lineage: Eukaryota; Metazoa; Arthropoda; Insecta; Hemiptera; Aphididae. The record is from RefSeq and is a predicted model, not a curated record. The transcript has 4 exons.